UUUCCAAAAAAAUACAGAGGUAAAUUUGAGGUGAUUUCUUCCUUCAUAAUUGCUUAACCGUGUGAUAAUAGAUAGCAAGAGAAUCAUUUUCUAUCCUGAAUUGAAGGGAAAUUUAGCAAAGAGAAGUAGAGAAUGACAGACCGUUACUUUCGGUUAAAGCCAAUACAUCAUCAACGCAACAGUGUCUUUAGCUUCUUCACUCAGUCCUCAAACUCCUCUCCCUCAAUAUAAUAAUCCUUUGUCUGGGGCAUGAACCACAGCACAGGUACAACACAAACAGUGACCCAUUAAGAAAGAGAAAGAUCAAUGAUAAGUUAACGCUAUGAAGUUGCGUUCCAACUACUCUUUAUAGUCUUUAGCUUUAUUCUUCUUCUAUUACCCCUACCCUUAUAGCCUUACCAAUCAAUCUUCCUUUUCCAUUCUUUCUUUCUUCGUUUCUUUGUUUCUUUCUUCCUUUCUUUUUCUUCCCUUUCUCUGUUCACUUUCUUCCCUUUCUUCACCCCAACACUGACCACAUUCUCACCCAUCAUUCUCAUCACAAAUGACAACAAACCCUUCAGCGAGUUCUGCAUGAAACGAACCAGCAUCACCACAGCUCCAUCAUUCAUCAUGGCCUCCUAGGUAACUUCAUCUACAAACUCAAAAACCCAGAGAGAUAGAUAGAUAGAGCCUAAAAGGGUUCUCUUUUGGCACAAGACUUAUGGCAACCAUUGCCACCUUCUUCAACAACUUGUUCCUCUAUCUUCUUAUCCUCCUUGUCCACCUUGGCUGCUUCACCAUCACCGGAAAACAAGACAACCGCCACUUGCCACCGUCAAAGAAACGCAAAAUCUCACCUUUGUCUCAACCCUCCUCCCCUUCCCACCCCAAACUCAAAACCCACAGAGCCCUUUCUUCUUCUUGGCAUUUCAUCAAACACCUCUUCUCCACAAAAUUCUACAAAACGAAAACCGCCACCCCAGCCGCCACCUUUUCAUCACCUCAAUCCUCGUCAACCUCCGCCUCCGCCGCCGCCGCCGCCGCACAUUCUCUAACCACCUCCAGAUCCUCCCAGCAAUCACUCAUCUCCCUGACACAACCCGACCCGCUUUUUCCGGAUCCUUCCUGCAGAAAAAAAUCCGGGUCGUGCCCAGAAUCCGACAUCUCCGCCGACAACAACCUCUUCUUCCCCCUCCGCAACGACAUCUUCCCCUGCACCGCGUGCGGCGAGAUCUUCCAGAAACCCAACCUCCUCGAACAGCACCAAUCCACCAAGCACGCCGUGUCGGAGCUCGUAGCAUCGGACCCGGGUCACAACAUCGUCCAGAUUAUAUUCAAGUCGGGUUGGCCCGAGACCCGGGAAUUCCCCAAGAUAAACCGGAUCCUCAAGAUCCACAACAGCCCGAAGAUCCUCUCCAAGUUCGAGGAGUAUCGCGAGACCGUUAAAUCCAAGGCGGCGCGUCACGGCGGCGCGUCGAGGCGUCACGACGAGCGCUGCAUCGCCGACGGCAACGAGCUCAUGCGUUUCCACUGCUCAACGUUCCUAUGCGACUUGGGACUCAACGGGGAUUCCUCAAUUUGUUCCCAACAAUUUUGUAAUAUUUGCGGAAUCAUAAAAUCAGGGUUCUCACCCAAGUUGGACGGAAUUUCCACGCUGUCAUCCAGCUGGAGGGGACACGCGUCAAUUCCUGAUGACAUCGAGCGUGAAUUUCGCUUCAUGAACGUGAAACGGGCCAUGCUAGUUUGUCGGGUAAUUGCGGGUCGGAUCGGGUCGGAUUCAGAUGAGGUUGAUAAAGAGGAUGGGGGUUAUGAUUCGCUGAUGGCGCGCGGAGGGAGCGGAGUUUACACCCGGCUUGAUGAGGAGGAGCUAUUGGUGUUUAAUCCUAGGGCUGUGCUUCCUUGCUUUGUGAUUGUGUAUAGUGUUUGA
Molecule: messenger RNA, 1906 nt
Organism: Gastrolobium bilobum
Lineage: Eukaryota; Viridiplantae; Streptophyta; Magnoliopsida; Fabales; Fabaceae
Exons: 1
Coding region: 701-1906 (401 amino acids)
Source: RefSeq, a predicted model, not a curated record